GUGUUGUGUUGAUCCAUUUAUUUAAGCAUGAAGUUUACAAUUGAAAUUCAGUGGAUUCUUUGUUUAAUGAUUGGUUUUAGGGCCACAUUGUGAUAUCUGUGUUAACUUAAUUUGUUCUCUUUAUGCAGUUUCGUCUGGUGGUGAAGACAGCCCUAAAACUGCUGCUGGUGUUUGUGGAGUACACCGAGUCUAACGCCGCCCUGCUCAUAAAGGCUGUUAAUGCUGUGGAUGCCAAAAGAGGAACAAAACUGUGGUCAAACAUCAUGGAAAUCCUGGAGGAGAAGGAUGGAGUGGAUACAGAGCUGCUGGUGUAUGCGAUGACACUCAUCAAUAAGACGCUGGCAGGCCUGCCAGAUCAGGACUCGUACUACGACAUGGUGGACUGUCUGGAGGAGCAGGGUGUCGAAGCGGUGGCCCAGAGACACCUGAGCAGGAAGGGCACGGACCUCGACCUCGUAGAACAGUUCAACAUCUACGAGAUCACUCUCCGCCACGAGGACGGAGACGAGGAAACCCAACUGCCUCCCAGCGUCCGCAAGGAGCGCCGGCGGGCCAGUGUCGGGGGAACCAAUGAGAAGCGAGGCCUGGAGAGAAGACGCAGCCGGAGACAUUCGCUCCAAAACAGCAGAGGCCACGCUUCCGCCCCAGCAUCUCCCAGCAGCCCUCAUACUCCCGCAAGCCGCUUCCUGCCCUUCGGUGGCCAACGUGUUGAAGACAUCAGUGAAAGGAUCAGUGCCAAUGGCAGUCCAUACCCUGGCAGGCACCCCCCUCCCACGUCACCCAGCCAGCGCCUCACCAGUUCAGCUGCCUCCACACCAGACUCCAAAUCAGUUGACAGACCUGCUUUAGGGGGCUUGCUAACGUCUUCACAUAGACAGCAUCAGGAGUCUCUGUCUGCGGAAAGAGAGCGAAGACGUUUGGAAAGAGAAGAGCGACUGCAGAGAAUCGAAAGAGAAGAGAGGAACCGCUUCAAUAAAGAUUAUGUAGAGAAGAGGGAAGAAGCAAGACACGCCAGAGAGGAGAGGUACAAGGCCGUGGAGAGGCUAGCCUCAGAGGAGUUUGAGCGGGAGCGCCCCAGGGUGCCAACAAGAGGACGAACAGAGAUCACGUUGUGUUUGAGUCCCAACCCUGUGAGCCGCUCUGUGUCCCGCUGUACCACUCCUUCGUCUAUCAUCUCACAGGAAGACACUGCACAACAAACGUCAGGAACCAAACGUAUCUCAGAGCCAAACCUUGACCCGCAAAGCAGACCCGAAAGUCUAGCGCCAGAGUUAACAGUACCAGAACCUCCCCCCGAGCCAGACACCCAGCAGACUGAGAAAGAGUCGCCUGCAGAGACAGAGGAUGUUGAAGAGACUGAGUCCCAACAGAAUGUUGAGCCAGAGUCGGCGUCAGAUGAACAGUCAGGAAUAGAGACAGAAAAGAGGCCGGAGCAGGAGAAGCUUGAGGAGCAGACGCAGUGUGUGGAUGAGGUAGAAGCAGAAGAGGAAGUGAAGGAAGUGGAGGUCGUAGAUGUAGCAGAGGAGGGACAACCAGAGGUGGAGGUGAAUGUGGAGGAAGAGCAGCCGACGGAGAGGGAUGUAGAAGACAGUGUACUGCUGAGUGAGAAGGAGAGACAGAACGAGGAAGUGAAUGAAAAGGACAACUGCUCCGCAUCCAGCAUCUCCUCCACAAGUAGCACUCUGGAGAGGGAGGAGCGGGAGGAGAAACUCACCAACGACAUCGAAGCAGGCCAGUGGACCCAGUGCAUUAAAGACGCAGAUGUGAACGACCAGUGCAACAAAAUACUCAACAGCAAGCGCUUCAUGCUGGACAUGCUCUACGCUCAGGCCACAACCAGCAAGGAUGAAGAGAAUGUAGCAGAAACGGAGAAAGAGAACUGUAAAUGUGAGAAGGAGGCAGAGGUGGGCGACUCCUCUGUGGCUAGCCUGGCCAGCAGGAUCUCCACACUGGAGGCUCACAGACAGGCCAGGGAGGAAAACGUGAAGAAAAUGGAGGUGGGGCAUCUGGACAACCAGGGCAAUGUGCGAGCAGUGGCAGAGAAGUUUGGCGAUCUGGUCAAAGGCCUGACAUGUCCUCCGGAGGUGGAGGCCUCUAAAGAGCAGCAGCAGACAGACAAAUCAUCAACGGCUGCCACGGCAACCGCACCCCCCAAGAAAGAGUCGGACUAUAUUUGGGAUCAGCUGAUGGCCGAACCCCGGGAGCUGCGCAUCAAAGAGAUGGACUUCACGGACCUGAGGGACGAGGACGACAUGGACAUUUUAGAUAUGGACAGUCUGAUGGGCUCAAUCAUGCCCCCUCUCCCCCCGCCCUCCCCCCAGCUGAAUCGAGGGGAGAUGCCUCUCUUCCAAAAGAAGAAGAAGACCAUCCGUCUCUUCUGGAACGAGGUGCGUCCCGUGGACUGGCAGUGUAAGAGUCAUAAAUUCUGUAAAGAGUCCCUCUGGUCCAAACUGGAGCCAGUCAAAGUGGACACAUCCAAACUGGAGCAGCUGUUUGAGUCCAAGUCCAAGGAGCUGCCUGUCACUAAGAAAGCAGCUGUUGAUGGCAAACGACAAGAAAUCAUCGUCCUGGGUUCAAAACGCAGCAACGCUAUAAACAUCGGCUUGACUGUCUUACCUCCUCCUCGCACCAUUAAGACAGCUAUCCUCAACUUUGAUGAGUACGCACUGAACAAAGAGGGCAUUGAGAAAAUCCUGACGAUGAUCCCCACAGAGGAGGAGAAGCAGAGGAUCCAGGAGGCCCAGCUGGUCAGCCCUGAUAUUCCCCUGGGCAGCGCCGAGCAGUUCCUCCUCACCCUGUCCUCCAUCACAGAGCUGUCGGCCCGCCUGCAGCUGUGGGCAUUCAAGAUGGACUAUGAGCUUCUAGAGAAGGAAGUGGCCGAGCCUCUGCAGGACCUGAAGGAAGGGAUGGACCAGUUAGAGAAGAACAAGACUCUCCGCUACAUCUUGACCACAUUGCUGGCUAUUGGCAACUUCCUCAAUGGCACUAAUGCGAAAGGCUUUGAGCUGAAUUACUUGGAGAAAGUCCCGGAGGUGAAGGACACAGUUCAUAAGCAGUCCCUGCUGCACCACGCCUGCGCCAUCGUGGUGGAGAAGUUUCCAGACAGCACUGACCUCUACUCUGAGAUAGGAGCAAUCACCCGCUUGACCAAGGUGGAUUUCGACCAGCUUCAAGACAAUCUGGCCCAGAUGGAGCGAAGGUGCAAAGCAUCAUGGGAUCACCUCAAGGUCAUUGCGAAACAUGAGAUGAAACCAGCAUUGAAACAAAAAAUGUCUGACUUCCUCAAAGAGUGUGCAGAGAGAAUUAUAAUUCUGAAGAUUGUUCAUCGGAGAAUACUCAACAGGUUUCAUGCCUUUCUGCUGUUCCUGGGCCAUCCGAUAUAUGCAGUACGUGAGGUCAGCAUUCAUCGCUUUAGCAAGAUCCUGAGUGAAUUUGCCCUGGAGUAUCGAACAACAAGAGAGCGCGUGCUACAACAGAAACAGAAGAGGGCCAACCACCGAGAGAGAAACAAGACCAGGGGGAAAAUGAUAACAGAUAGUGGUAAAUUCAGCGGGGCCCCAUCAGAGGCACAGGAGAGCCCGCCUCAGGGGAUCCAGUAUGCUGAGGAUGCAGCCGAGCAUGAGAACAUGAAGGCCGUACUGAAGAGUAGCUUGCAGGGCGGAGAGAGCCCCACGUCCACGGUGCCCGGUCUCCGCACACGCACCAGAGCCAGCGGCACCCGAGGGCGUGUGGCCCCAUGGUGCUCUGCCAGUGACGACCCCGUGAACUGCACAGAUGAUACGGCUGAUGAGAUCAUGGAGAGGAUUGUGAGGUCAGCCACUCAGGGUCCCAGCCAGCGGACGCAACCUCGGGAGAGGAGGCGAUCCCGAGUCAACCGAAAAUCAUUGAGAAGGACACUUAAGAACGGCUUGACUACAGAGGAGGCCAACGCUCUGGGCUUGUCCAGUGGUUCAGAGAUGCAGGUGUGAGAUGGACAAAAGGUCGUGUGGAAGCCCUUUCACUGCCCCUCCAUUGCCUACAUCAAACCUGGCAACCCACUCCACUCUGGCUUGGCAAUAAAAUCCCCCCUAGCUUUGAUGAGUUGACCUUAUCUGUAUGCGUUUUAGUUCACAUAGGCUUGUCACAAGUGCUUCCUGGAGAGAUUGGAUAAAAGCUUUUAUUCAUGAACUGACGGUCAGAGAGCAGAGUGCUGUAUCCAAACCACUAAGCUUUGCUAUUGCUGGAUCGAUGACGUACACUCAUUCAGCCUAAUCACAGUCAUCCUUCCAAAAGGAAAGCACCCUCACUAAAGGGUGUUUUUUAAGGCUGAGGGCAUCAAAAGAGCUGCGUGUGCUUUCGAUCUCAGUGGCCUUGACUGAAUCCAAAGGGCAGGAAGUGUGGUACGGACACUAAAUUCUCCUUGAGUUUAGCGUCAGCCCUGCAGUUUUAGGGACAAACUAAAAGACAUUUCAUCUGUUGAAUAGAUGGCUUUGUGCUGAGGGUUAUAUACUACUGUGGUAGUUUUGUGUUUCUUUUUUAUUUUGCUCAAGAAGGUGCUCAAAUAAGGAACAAUUGCACUGGAUGUAAAAGUUGGGUAUCAAUGGAAUGUGAAAUCCUUGACACUGAUGAACCACUGACAUCGGAAAUAAUACUCAACAGUUAAACCAGCAAAUUUACAGUAGCACAGUUUUGUCUAAUCUAAGUGACUGGAUCAGAAGGAAUCUAUCAGAGAAACUUCCUUUUAAAGAUCUUCUUCAACAGUUAAGGUGAGACUCGUGAUUCCACUUGUCUCAGUCUAAUGCUCAUCAAUAGUUUUAGCUCCAAAAAAAAGUCACAUCAUGUGACCUAUUCUCUCUGACGGACUGAACAGUUUAAGCAAGGCGAGUGCAGUGUUACAAGGAAGCAAUCUUCAGUUAUAUAGUUUUAUUUUCUAGAAACUAUGAGCUGCACAUCUCAGAGUGCCUUUCAGAGACAGUUAUUUAUUCAAAUGUUUUCAGGGACAUUUAAUCAAGAAAAUGUUACUACAGAUGUGCAGUCUGGGAGGGACGAGGGGGUAAUACUGCAAUGUACAUCUUUCACGAGCUGUGAUUUAUUUUUAACCAGUGUUUUUAAUCCUGUCCUGGAUCAAAUAGUAUGUAAUGAAGAUAGCUUUAAAGUAUUUAUGACAUUUUAGGAUUGGUCAUGCACAUUAGCUGUAUCCUGUUGCCUUAUUGUGCAUUGCUCCACUCUAGUCAAGAUCUAAAUAAAGUUAUUAAAAAUAGACCAGGCCAAUUUAAUGUGUAGUUCAGCUGGCUUCACUGGAGAUCUCAGUUUGUCGUUCACAGGACAUUCAUUAUCUAACUAUGAAUGUGAACAUCAGGGGGUAAUUAGCAAUACGGACGCACACAAAAUCUCAAUUAUGUAUCUAUUGAUAUUUACAUCUGUAUUAAAGUAAAAAAGGAGCCCGCAGUUUAACUUUCGAUUGUGUCAUUGUGCUAUUCAUCUAUUUGCAAUGGCCUUGGCUAAAUUAAUAACUUGCACCAUUUCACUUCAUGUCAUAGCAAUGAUUAUUUAUCCACUGUGACGGAAACAUAGCCAUUGAGAAAGAAACACAUCUUGUGCAACAUCGUAAUGAAGCUAUGUGAAACCCACCCAACAGUUCAUGUUCUUGUUUUGUUUGGAAUUAACUGAAAACUAAUCAGCACCUUAGGCCCACUGUGUAGCAUGCAACUUAAUGGGGGGGGGGUUCCCAGAUUGUACUGAUUUGUCAAAAACCAGACAGAAUAGAUGUGCAAGGUAUUAUAGGGGGAAUGCUGUAAAGUGAUGUACAUGUCAUGACAAUGUCUUUGAGUUCUGUUGUUUUGGCUCCAUGUGUAGAAUAGUGUAUUAUAGACUAAAAGCAGUAUUAUUCUAAAUAUAAUUUAAGCACACCAAGCCAUGCAUGGUUUAAAAAAAUAAAAAAAAAGGUUUCACACCGCUCAAUACGAAAGUUGGUUCUCUGUGGUAGGGUUUGUGUUAAUACAUAUUUUACUUCACACACAUUGUGAAACGUGCAGUGUUGAAACUCACCAGCUAGUCCUGUGGAGAGAAGCCUUUGAUUUCAUUGCACUCAACAUUUCUUCUUUGUAAUUGAACAUUAGCCCACCACACAUGUUGCUGCCUGUGCCAUAACAUCACUGUGGAACUUGGAAACAAGUGCUAUACAACCAAGGCUUCCAUCGCGUCUUUGCCCACAGCAAAAACUAUGUAACAAAGUCAAUAAAAAGGCUCAUUAAAACGUU
Notothenia coriiceps (black rockcod) is the source of this 6239-nucleotide messenger RNA. RefSeq names its product formin homology 2 domain containing 3b (gene fhod3b). Gene Ontology annotation, molecular function: actin filament binding. Lineage: Eukaryota; Metazoa; Chordata; Actinopteri; Perciformes; Nototheniidae. Gene Ontology annotation, biological process: sarcomere organization; cortical actin cytoskeleton organization; cardiac myofibril assembly. The transcript is spliced from 20 exons. The record is from RefSeq and is a predicted model, not a curated record. Bases 123 to 3968 code for a protein of 1281 amino acids. Gene Ontology annotation, cellular component: cytoskeleton; cytoplasm.